GCAGAUCAUGGAACUCAAAAGCUUGAUCGUUCUUGGAGCAGCCCUGGUCGUCGCAUCAGGCGCUCGGGCGAGCUUUGUGCAAUGCGAGGACAGAAGCUUGUGCCCCGACGGCGCGACGUGCUGCAAGAUUGACGAUAGGACAUGGGGCUGCUGUCCUUACGAGUUCGGCCAAUGCUGCAAGGAUGGCCUGCACUGCUGUCCGUCGGGCUACAGCUGUGACGGUGCCAACAGCAGCUGCACCCACAAAGUCACUCAACAGGGGCUCUUCGGGACGGUGCUUGAGCGGGUCUCACCGCUUGCAAGAGCACAGCGCGAUGAAGUGUCCAGAGGAUCGUUGGCAGGAAAUGUCCGCUGCCCUGACGGAAACUACUGCCUCGACGGCCAGACCUGCUGCCUCCUCACGUCCGGCCAUUACGGUUGCUGUCCGUACGCGCAUGCGCAGUGCUGCAGCGACCACACCAGCUGCUGUCCCGAGGGAUACCAGUGCAAGGUAUCGACCCACCAGUGUGUCCACGCGACAAGCAACCACACCGUGGCCAUGGCGAAGAAGGUCGAUCCUACACUCUUGAGCGUGGCCAGCCCGCGUAACGCUGCUACAAACCUCGAAGCAUUCGUAAACCCAGCCAGCCACAGCAGCGUAGGAGAGACCGAGAACCCUGAGCUUAUCUACCCUGGGGACAUGUUUGUUGCCGAGGAGGAUGUGGAUGUCGGGAGUGUGUCUACGGUUGCCGGUGUGGGCAGGAAGGAGAAGGAUUUCAGAUUUCUCGGGGGAACAGACGAGACCCAUGCGUCCCGCUAUGGCCUCCACCUUAUCGGCGGCGGCCUGCAGUACGUCUUGAAUCUCACCGUCUGA
Messenger RNA from Dermacentor silvarum, 853 nucleotides. RefSeq names its product progranulin. Lineage: Eukaryota; Metazoa; Arthropoda; Arachnida; Ixodida; Ixodidae. The transcript is spliced from 5 exons. Gene Ontology annotation, cellular component: extracellular region. Bases 8 to 853 code for a protein of 281 amino acids. The record is from RefSeq and is a predicted model, not a curated record.